CGGGUUGAGUGUUGCUAAAUGAAACUUGCUAUUAAGGCAAAAUAUAGGAGUGAUAAUGUCGGAAAAAAUUAAUAGAGACUUCGAAGAAAGCGAGGAACCGUCAGUUUUAUCUUCGGAUCCAGAUGAAAGAAAAUUGGCUCGACGCCUGCGAAUCCAGAAGCGCAUCGAGGCGUUGAAAAGAUUAGAUGGCGACGAAGAAGAAGACGCCGUCGAGCAAAGUCUCACGGAGAAGCAAAUCAUUGAGAGCGCAGAGCUUUUGGAAAAGCUGCUUACCGAGGGCAACGAAGUGAUUACAAACGUGCGCAUUGCCAACGAUGCGCGAGAGCUGGAGCGUCGAAAGUCGGCGAGCGAGAUCCGCAUGACUCUACUGAAGCACCUGGAUGAGAGUGCGCGAGAAUGCCAACAGCGUUACGAGAUCAUCAAUGAGCGUUGGGCUACGAUUCUACAGUCAAACGAUCCCCUGGAUAUCAAGACACAAAUGGACAUGCAGAAGGACAAAUGCGACGAGGUGCUGGCCAAGAAGGAUGCGGUUAUCGAGGAGCUGAAAAUGCAGUUGAGAAGGGCCGAUGACGAGUACAUGGACGAUCAGAGUCGGCAGAAGACCGACAUUAGCCUGCUGAUCGAGAGAAUCGAGAACCAGAUGGGUAGCAUGGAAAACUUGUACGACCGAGAGCUCGAGCUCGUGGUCAAGAGCCUCGAAAGCGAGCGAGAGACUCUGGUCAGCGGCUUCCGUGACAGGUGGGAAGCACUUUACCGGCAACAAGAAGACGAGGACCUCGCCGGCGAUAGCAAGCGGGAUGAGAUUAUCGCGGAGUACGAGCAGCGAAUGGACAAAGCGAUGAGCGAGCACGACGAGGAGUACCGGGCACGAAAGAUUCAACUGGAGAGCGAGUGCCAGGCGUUGCAGCAACACGUGCAGAGGACCAAGGCCAUGUGCUUGCUCAACGCCGAGAAACUGGCUUACAAUUACACCGUACUGAAGAAUCGCGAAGACGAGAACUCCAUAGUAAAAAACCAACAGAAGAGGAAGAUCAACAGGCUUCAGGCUAUCAUUAGCGCUUUGCAAAAGAAUUAUUGCCAGUUGGAAGAGAGCACCAAAUCGGAAAUUGACAAGUUAUCCAGUCAAAUUACUAAAACUCAUACUAAUAUAACGGAGCUCGAAGAAAAGUCCAUGCACUUUACGCGCGUCAAUGAGAAACAAUACUUGGAUAUUUGGCAAAUGAACGAUGACAACGUCGCUCAGCUCAUCAACAAAAUUUUCACGAUUGAUCAAAUGAUUCACGAACGAAUUUUGGGCAUUUUAUGGGAGCCUCCAAAACAUACUUGGCCGAGAAAAGAAGAUUUAACUUCAUACCGAAUCGCCAUGGAGCAUUUAGCUAAAAACCAAAAGCAACAAGGCGCAGAAAAAUCACAAGACAACGCGAUCAAAAAAUUGAAAAAGUCUCUUUCGGAGGUGAGGCUCGAAAAGCAAAUACUCAACAAUAUUUUAAAGCAAAUAUCGAAUUCUUCAGACUAUUUUGUUGAAAGUAAAUUACAAGAAUUGAUAUCACAUCGUAGUGAAGAAGAAAAAACGAUUAUCAAAUUGGAUAAUGUAUUUCAGGCUUUAUCGAUUUCAAGUCCGGAAGAAAUUGAUAUAUUAUUAGACUUUUUCUUACCUUAUUCACACUGCCCUAAAUGUUCGGCGCACGACGACGCCAAUUUGAAAUGUCCUGAAGAAUCUUUAACAGAUACCACCGAAACGUCGUGCUGCUCAAACCAUUGUGAAGGAUGUAAUGUCAAUGUUAAAACAUUAAUCGCAUCUGUUGAAAAUGAGCUGAACAUCGCUAAAGCAAUUCAAAUAGAGGCUAACGAUGAAGAUGACGUACUCGAACACAGUUUUGACAAAACUGAAGAAUGCAGCAAUAUUACCGUAAAUGAAAGUAGUAAAUGUGCUAGAUUCAAGUGUUCUAAAGGUCACGUGCUCGAGAUACAAGCAGCAUGCGUAACAAAAGCUUUAAAAGAAAUGAUAACUAAAUGUAAUAGUGACAAAGGAAAUAAAAUUUUAUCAUUUGAAGAAAGAUUAAAGGAGACCAAAUGUACAAUUUCAAGAAACUUGUCACUGACAGACGUUAAAGAUUAUUGGUCAAAUUACCGAGACAUUUUUACCGUACAAAAAGAACAACUGUGGAAUGCUGUUUUAAUAGGGCUAAAUAAAUACCAUGAAGCGUUGAAAAACAGACAUAAUCUUUGGAAUGAGAAAAAUGCUUUAAAAAAACAAAAUUUGGAGCUACAAAGGCUUUUGGAAACUCAUACGAGUGUAGAAGACAAUACAAAUUCAUUCAACAAAACGUUUGGCACAUAAAUAAUCGAUACUCGGACAAUUCCACAAUCAUUCACACACAAUCACAUGAAAUAUUUUUUUGUUCAAC
Phymastichus coffea is the source of this 2408-nucleotide messenger RNA. RefSeq names its product dynein regulatory complex protein 1. NCBI's taxonomy places the organism in Eukaryota, Metazoa, Arthropoda, Insecta, Hymenoptera, Eulophidae. Gene Ontology annotation, cellular component: axoneme; axonemal dynein complex. Gene Ontology annotation, biological process: cilium-dependent cell motility; axonemal dynein complex assembly; regulation of cilium movement. The transcript has 10 exons. Bases 56 to 2341 code for a protein of 761 amino acids. The record is from RefSeq and is a predicted model, not a curated record.